This is a messenger RNA of Saccostrea cuccullata (small rock oyster), 461 nucleotides long. RefSeq names its product thioredoxin domain-containing protein 17-like. The record is from RefSeq and is a predicted model, not a curated record. Lineage: Eukaryota; Metazoa; Mollusca; Bivalvia; Ostreida; Ostreidae. Gene Ontology annotation, cellular component: cytosol. Gene Ontology annotation, molecular function: protein-disulfide reductase [NAD(P)H] activity. Bases 73 to 444 code for a protein of 123 amino acids. The transcript is spliced from 4 exons.
ACCCACCUACUUUCUCUUUCACUUGUACCAGGUUUACCAGGACAGCUACUGUCUCUUCAAGUUCCCCGCAAAAUGGUUAAAGAAAUUCACGUUGAGGGUCUUGAAGCAUACAAGAAAGCAGUGAGUGAAAAUCAAGGAAAGACGAUAUUUGCUCUGUUUUCAGGCUCCACAGAUGCUGACGGAAAUAGUUGGUGUCCAGAUUGUGUCACAGCGGACCCAGUGGUGAAGAGGAAUUUAAAACAUGCAGGGGACGAUGCAGUAUUCAUCCAUUGUGGGGUCGGAGACAGGACUUUUUGGAAAGACCAAUCAAACGCCUUCAGAAAAGAACCCGGAUUAGAACUAAGGAGUGUCCCUACAUUACUGCGGGUUGGACAGAAACAACGACUGGAAGAAGGCCAAUGUGCCAAAGAUGACCUUGUCCAAAUGUUGUUUUCUGACGAAUAAAACUGAUUUUACAGCCA